Spirometra erinaceieuropaei is the source of this 219-nucleotide messenger RNA. The record is from the annotation of a GenBank genome assembly. Lineage: Eukaryota; Metazoa; Platyhelminthes; Cestoda; Diphyllobothriidea; Diphyllobothriidae.
AUGGACGAGGCACUUCAGAAGCGUCCUCAACCCUCCCCCCAACUGCUCCGACGCCGCAAUCACCGUCUGCUUCAACUGGGGACCAACGCCGACCUCAACCUCUCGUCCUCUCUAUACGAAACCAUCAGGGCCAUGGAACAACCCUCUUGCAGGAAAGCACCCGGGUCAGAGGCGACCGUCGCUGAGAUUUACAAGCACGGCGCCACCCACCUCAUAUAA